This is a messenger RNA of Dioszegia hungarica, 2172 nucleotides long. Its product is annotated as kinase-like domain-containing protein. Gene Ontology annotation, molecular function: protein kinase activity; ATP binding. The record is from RefSeq and is a predicted model, not a curated record. NCBI's taxonomy places the organism in Eukaryota, Fungi, Basidiomycota, Tremellomycetes, Tremellales, Bulleribasidiaceae. The transcript has 6 exons. Gene Ontology annotation, biological process: regulation of mRNA processing; protein phosphorylation; spliceosomal complex assembly. Bases 1 to 2172 code for a protein of 723 amino acids.
AUGGAGGGCAGGGCAGAGGUUCAGCCCGCCUCAUGGUACAGCUGGGAGCACGCCGAUGAGCACUCAGAACCUGAGCACGGGCGCGGGCUCACGCGACCCGAAUCGCCUUUGUUGAUCCACCCCACAAACGCGAAAAGUGCUAAUCGCCACCAGCGCGCCCACGCUCCCUUAUCCGUUCCUCCACCACCUGUCCAUUCCACCUCUGCCUCCGGCACCUCCCUAUCCGUAUCACACGACACAUCCGUCAUGACUGAAGAAGAGGAAGAUCUGGAGGAUUAUAGACCGGGCGGGUAUCAUCCUGUCAACAUAGGGGACGAUUUCAACGGGGGAAGAUAUAUGAUUGUGCGGAAGUUGGGUUGGGGUCAUUUCUCUACGGUCUGGCUCGCGAGAGAUAACCACACAAGUCGGCAUGUCGCGCUCAAAGUAGUCAAAUCGGACGGACAUUACACCGAAACGGCACUGGACGAGAUCCAGCUUCUCCAGCGGGUCGUCACAUCCUCGGAACGGCAUGCGGGCCGGCAUCACGUCGUCGGUCUCGUCGACAACUUCAAACAUGAGGGUCCGAACGGAAAACACGUCUGCAUGGUAUUCGAGGUGCUCGGCGAAAACCUCCUCGGACUUAUCAAGCGGUAUCAGCACCGUGGUGUCCCCCAGCACAUCGUCAAGCAGAUCGCCAAGCAGGUACUGCUCGGUCUCGACUACCUGCACACCGAGUGCAAGAUCAUCCAUACGGAUCUCAAACCGGAAAAUGUGCUUAUCUGCAUCGAGGACGUCGAGUCGGUCGUCCAGGCCGAACUGGCCUCGUGUCCAGCGGCGGUACCUACCAAACUCGUCGGUGUUCCCCCUUCGCAGGGUCGACUAGGGAAUCAGACGCCCAGGAAGGAUAGCAUCCUUGCUAGUCAGCCGUUAGCGUCCCCGAGCUCGAGCUAUGGGACGUCGCCCAUGCUUGACAAGUAUGGGUUUGGGAUGAGCAAGAUCUCGGGCGCGGGGAGCAUGGCGAAGAGCGCGGCGCAAAUGUCCUCUCAUCCCGGUUCAUCCUCCAUCUCCCUCGAACCCACCCAUUCCAACUCGGAACCACCAUCCAAUACCGCCACACCGAGCCAUACCGUCAUUGCCACACCUGCCACUACUCCGGAUAGCGGUCUCGGCCGGAACGACGAGUUACGGAUAUCCACCUCUGUUCUCUCUACCGGCUCCGCCUCGCCCCCUGUCCAGCCUCAUGAUGGUCACAGCCACAGCAAGCAGGCAUCGGCCAUAUCGGACGCUACGACCUCCCCUUCCUCCACCCACGUCAACAACCUUCAGGACCACGAGGCCCACCUCAACCCCCAUCCUUACCCGCAGGACGAGGACGGCGGGGUCGCUCCCAUCGCUGGCGAUCCCAACACCCUCCCUCCACCGUUCCCGUACGAUCCCGAAAGUCUGGAGAAGAUCACGGUCAAGAUCGCGGAUCUGGGCAACGCGUGUUGGGUCGAUCAUCACUUCACGAAUGAUAUCCAGACGAGGCAGUACCGGUGUCCGGAGAUUAUACUGGGCACAAAGUGGAAUCAGAGCGUGGAUAUUUGGAGUGCCGCAUGCCUGUUCUUUGAACUCUUGACCGGAGACUACCUGUUCGAUCCCCAACCUGGCGUCAAAUAUGACAAGGAUGAUGAUCACAUGGCGCAGGUUAUGGAGCUGUUGGGGGAGAUGCCCAAGUCGUUGGCUUUGUCGGGAAAGUACAGCCAGGAGAUGUUCACGCGGAGAGGUGAACUCCGGCACAUCUCCCGCCUCCGCUUCUGGCCACUCAUGCAAGUCCUCAAAGAGAAAUACCUCAUGGAACAAGCCGAAGCCGAACUCCUCUCCUCCUUCCUCUCGCCCAUGCUCAACUACUAUCCCGACUCACGGGCUACCGCGGGCGACAUGGCAAGACAUCCCUGGCUGAGCGGCGUGGUCGUGGAUGGGGAAAUUGAGAUGGAGAAGUUGGGCGCUGCCGGCCCAGGAGGCGCUGCUGAUGCUGCGCAGGCUGCCGCGGGCGGACCGGUGCCGUCGUCCUCGUCCUCGUCGAAUGCGGCCGGUAGUGGGAGUGGGAAGAAGGACAGUGGAGGAGCAAAGAAGAAGGGGAAGGGAGCGCUCGAGGAGGUCAUGAAGCUGGGUCCGGCGGUGAAGGGGAUGGUAGGGAUGGGGCGGAUCUAA